This is a messenger RNA of Scutellospora calospora, 205 nucleotides long. The record is from the annotation of a GenBank genome assembly. Lineage: Eukaryota; Fungi; Glomeromycota; Glomeromycetes; Diversisporales; Gigasporaceae.
GACUUCAUUUAGCUUCAGCAGGAACUUCUUAUAGAGGUAUAGAUAUUUUAGCAAAUACUGAACUUACAGUUUUAUCUAAAACUAUAUUAAGAUAUAAACAACAAAUUGUAUCUUAUUCAUCUUUAGAAUUAAGUAAAUUUGAUAAUAUAGAUAAUUUAACAAUUCAUUUAUAUGAUAAUACUAUUUUAGAACAUAAAAAUAAAAG